This is a messenger RNA of Papaver somniferum (opium poppy), 2771 nucleotides long. Its product is annotated as probable E3 ubiquitin ligase SUD1. The record is from RefSeq and is a predicted model, not a curated record. Lineage: Eukaryota; Viridiplantae; Streptophyta; Magnoliopsida; Ranunculales; Papaveraceae. Gene Ontology annotation, cellular component: endoplasmic reticulum membrane. The transcript is spliced from 9 exons. Bases 330 to 2303 code for a protein of 657 amino acids.
CGGAUACUGAGCGCUGUACAGACGAGCACGAGCUCUUGCUAAUACAAGAAAAUGGUGGGAAAAACAGCGAAAAUGGGUUUCAGCUUCUCCACCAAAAACCUCUCUCACACCAGUAGAUAGUUGGAAGAGGGAUACUGAGAGACUCAAGAAAGAGUGAAAAUGGAAAGAGGGUUGGAAACCAGAGAAAUUAUCAACAUCAAAGAGAGACAAGAAGAAGAUGAAGAAGAAGAGGAGAAGAUUUGCAGGAUUUGUCAUAUCCCUGGUGAUUCUGAAAACCCACUUCAGUAUCCUUGUGCUUGUUCUGGGAGUAUCAAAUUUGUUCAUCCAAAAUGUCUCCUCCAAUGGAUGAAGCAACGCAUCACUCCUGCAUGCGAGUUGUGACGACGGUACUGGUAUUGCGUGGCUUUAAUUUGAAUCUGGAAAUCAGAUUUGAUGUUCCUCUACGUGUUCAGUUUGCCAAGGAUAUAAAAAGAUUUCUGAUUACCUUUUGGAAGCUGAUAUUCGUGCCGUUCUCGUUUGAACGAAUUAUACUGCAUUGUCUUUCCUGGUUUUGCUAUGGAGCUUCGUCGAUAUUCAUGACAUUUACAAAGUCAGCUCUCCAAAUGGAAAAUAACUCACUAAAGAAUGCCGUUACAAAUUUAUCUGCCGGAAUUCAGAAUGAUGGCCUGCUUUCAUGUGCUGUAGGAGUGGUUGCUGAAAGCUUGACAGCAAACAGUAUUGGACAAGGAGAAGCCUCAAGCAGCGUUGGCCAGCCACUUUUAGUGUACCGAAGCUCAUGUGUAUAUGAUGUUAUUACUCUUGCUACUGGAUAUAUGGUCGUUCUGCCCUUGGUCUGCGCUGGCUUUGAUAUCCCUAUUAGAACUGUUGCAUCAAAGAUACAUUACUAUCUGAGGAAAUUCCUGACAAGGAUGGUUUAUCCAUUCUUUCUGAUAAUUCAUCUUGGGGUUCUUCCUUUGAUAUAUGGUUGGUUUCUGGAUAUAUGUACCAUUCGGAUGUUUGGGAAGUCAAUUUCAGAUAGGGUAGAAUUCUUUUCAAAAUUCCCUUUAUUAAGUUCUUCACUGCAUUGGGCGAUAGGAAUCACAUACAUGUUCCAAAUACGCAUUUCUACUAGUCUUCUUCAAAGGGUUUUGCGUAAAGAAGUUCUACACUUUCUUCAGGAUUUAGCAGAUCCAAUCUACAACAUUUUGUAUGUAGUUGCCAACGAUGUGCAAGUGAAAGCUAGUCAACUUCUAUUCUUCGUUGCUGUUGUUGGCACUUUCAUAGUAUUUCUAGUAUAUUUACUAGUCACACUAGCCAUGCGAUUGGCACCAACUAUCUUCCCUCUGCAUAAUUCUUUAUCUGACCCAUUGACCGAGAUUCCUGUAGUCAUGCUUCUGCUCCAAGUAUGCUUACCUUAUGCAAUUGAACUGCGGGAAACAAUUGGUGCUGUACUCUAUCAAUGGGUUACUUCUGUUUGCUGUGUUCUUGGCUUAAGUGAUUUCUUGUGUUCCAGACCUGAGGACAUUGGUUGGCAGCAGAAUGUGAAAGAGGAAAGGAAGCAGGACAGACUCAUUGCUGCUCAAGAUCCAAACAAAAAUAAUAAUGAUGGGUAUACUUUUGUACUUCGUGUUGUAUUGUUGGUCAUUCUGGUGUGGAUACCGCUGCUUCUCCUCAGUUCAUCUUUGAUAAUCGUAUUCCUACCACUAAGACGUGUAUUGUUCAGUUCUAUUUCUUAUCACUCAAUAACUCAUGGCGUCAAGUGCAACAAUCUCUACGUCUUCUUUGUUCGAAAUUUUUCCAUCUGGACUUCUCUUACGGGAGCAAGAUUCUUCGUCGAGCACUUUAAACCAGGGAAAACACAUGUACAGUUCAGCGAUAUCUGCAAGUUGUUACGUUUUAUCGUUGAGAAAUGUGUUCUAUUAUCACUUUGGAUCAUUGUUAUUCCAGUGUUAAUUGGGCUUUUAUUUGAGCUUUCGGUCAUGGUGUCAAUUCAAGCAUUGGUGGUUGAAGCCCCUGUAUUACUCUUAUGUCAGGAUUUGGCAGUGGGGUUCUUCUUCUUUAAGCUGUGGAGGACACUGGUUUUGCUGAACCAUAGGAUUGUUCUGGUGGAUGAAAGCUGGCGGGUAAAAUUUGAGAGGAUAAGAGAUAAUGAUUUCCUGAAGCUUCCGGGGCUUUGGAUGCUGCAGGAAAUAAUGAUCCCAUUCAUUAGGAAUCUGUUACUGUCUCUCUGUUUCCCCUACAUUUUUGCAAGAUGGAUAGUCCCCUCGCUUGGGUUAUCGCAAACAGUAAACUCAACUGUUUAUCGGUUUACUUGGGUAGCCUGAGUGACCGUAGUUGUACUUUUUUCCUGUGCCAAAAGAUUUCUUGGUUGGAUCACCAACCUUCACAUUUCUAUCAGAGAUGACUGUUAUUCUGGUUUGGGGAUGCGAAAUUUUGGUGAACCAGCAACGGAGAGCGAAAAUGAGAUUGGUAAGUUGGUGAGAUGGCUAGCAGAUUCUCAAGGACUCUAAUGUCAUCAGGGAAGUAUUGUAAAAAUCAAAGGUGAGCUGUUUUGUUCUUUUGUUUUCUUGUAGCAGGGACAGUUCUUUUGUCAAUUGCCUACCACUGUGAAAUAAGCUCCACAGUGUUGCUUGUAAAUAUUCAGAAGAGGGGCUUUGCUUUAGGAAGGUUUUAGAACUAGUUUUAGUUCUCAUUUUGAAGUCUUGCUUAAAACAUAUAGUCGUGGGAGAGUACUGGGAAAGAGAAGUUAGACUCUUGUAUAUUUGGAACUAUGAAAAUCUUGAAAAUGCUAU